ACCGCAGAAAGUUCUAGUACCUACCAACUUCUAGUUGGUUCUACUUGAUAACUACUUUAGUUCUGAUAACGUCGCAUGAUUCAUUUCACCGCCGAUAUAUAAACGAAGUUCAAUAACAAAGACCAAACAGUGCCUUUUUCAUGGGAAGACUGCAGUUAAUUACAGCCGUAAUACAGAAGUAGAUUAUUUUUUCUAAAAUCUUUAAAAAGAAUUAAAAGAAAUAGUGAUACACCAUGGUAGUAUUCUUUACAGACCAUCUGCGGGCAAAGGGUGCGCAAAUCUACCCUUUGAAGCCGGAAGUGAAAGUUCCCGAUAGACCGAUCAUCAAAAGUUUGAACAGUGUUCUCCAGGACGUAUAUGUGCGUUUCAUAGCACUAAGAGACAAGGAUUUCGAGAAAUACUUCAAUGUGUUCAAAACAAUAUUCUUUAAGUUGCAUGAAUUGAUGAAGGAGGUGGAUCCAUACUAUGAGCAAUAUUCCAGCAAUGUACUAUACGCAGGCAGCCACUAUGACAAACUUCGCAUCAACAAACCCGAUGAGUUCGACAUGGACAUCGUGAUCGGGUUACCCGUGAACGCGGAUGAGAACCCGCAACACCCGGCCAAGAGCGACGUGGUUAUUGAGGACAUUGCCCCCGGGUUCGUGCGGUUGAAGAUGGGCAAGCAGUUUCAGAACCUGCCGAAUAGGGACCAGAGGGCAGAUUGGGAAAUUAACCAGACUGCCUACAGUUGGCUAGACGAUGACAACUACCUGCUUCGCUCACAGUUCAUGUACUGGUUCAAAAGUGUGGUUGACAAAAGCCAUGAACCAUUUGAAAUAAAUGUAAUAAUAAUAUAUUUUUCGAUGUGA
Molecule: messenger RNA, 848 nt
Organism: Leguminivora glycinivorella
Lineage: Eukaryota; Metazoa; Arthropoda; Insecta; Lepidoptera; Tortricidae
Product: cyclic GMP-AMP synthase-like receptor
Exons: 5
Coding region: 234-848 (204 amino acids)
Source: RefSeq, a predicted model, not a curated record